AUGGGGGUCGAUGCGGAUGAUCAUUCAAAACAAAGACAACGCCGCUCACAUGCUAACAUAGCAAGAGCAACAACAGCAACAACAACAACAAUACCAACAACAACUGCAACAACAAUACUAGCAACAACAACAACAACAACAACAACGACAACAACAUCGCCGAUAAUUAGAAUACAAGGAUUGCCAAAAAGCAGUUGUUGUGAUGAGAAGCGGGGAAUUCUGCGAAGUCUUUCAUUUCAGUUUAGUACAUCGUUAACUCGUGGCAGACGUAAGUUAGCUGACGUAUUCGACAGUUCAGAUGAUGCUGAACAACAAGGCGCAUUUAAUCAUCAAGGUUAUAAGCCAAAUCGUCUUGAAUUAGCCAUGUAUUCAUCAACAUUUGGUGUUCAACAUUAUGGCAUUAUGUUAAAACAAAAUAAACGAAAAAAUCGUACAGCAAAAUGGAAUAAACGGUUUUUCAUACUCAAAGAAUGUUUUCUGGUUUAUUAUAAAGCAUCGGAAAAAAAAAUAUUUGAGAAAACAAGACGAAUGAGUCUACAUCCAAAAGGAAUAGUUCCAUUGGUUGGUUGUUCUGUGGUUGCUGGUCAAGAUCAUGGACAUAAGAAUUGUUUACUGAUAACGCAUACACAAUUUAAAUCAGCAAUUAUUGUUUGUGCACCAGAUUCAAAAACACAAGAAAGUUGGCUAACUGCUUUACGUGAUGCUACAAAAAUUUCAUAUAAGAAUACUACUUCCUGGGAAAAAUUAGUGAAUGAAUUAGAAAGUCGUGGCGUACUGUUAAGUGAAGAAAAAAAAAUGUAUGAAGAAAAAUUGUUAGCCGAGUCGCAAGCACGUCAAGAAGAACAUAGCCGAUAUUUGUGUCUUGAAAGAGCAAAAGAUGAAUUGGAAAAGGAACGAGAAAGAUUAAUUCGAAUGACAAAAAAAUUAAAAGAUGAUUUGCAAAGCGUAAAAAAUGAAUUGAAAAUUACAAAUGAAACGAAACGAACAUUGGAGCAGGAAAAAAUUUCAUUAAAUGCUAAAACUGAACAUCUUGUCAGUAAUAUGCAGUCGCUCAAUUUGGAAAAAUCAAAAAUUGAAGAGCAAGUAUCAACGAUAAUCAGAGAACGUGAAAAAUUUUUACUUGAAAAUCAGAAUUUAUCAACUGUAACAUGUCAAUUAAAAAAUCGAUUAAUGGAAAUUGAAACGAAAACAAAUUGUAUUUUAGUGGAAAAGGAACGUGUUGAAGCAAUGCUUCGCUUAAAUGAAAAAAAAACGAUUGAUUUGGAGAAGGAAAGAGAAUAUUAUAAUAGUCAAACAAUGGAACUUUUAAAUUCAUUGAAAGAAGUAAGCGAACAACGUGAUAUAACAGAAGCUGAAUUAAAAGAUGAAGUAUUGGCACGAAUAGGUGCCGAAAAGCAACUUCAAGCUGCCGAAAAAGCCUUAGAGCAUUUAGAAACAGCAUUAAAGCUAACUGGAGCACAAAUGAGCGAAUUACAAGAGCAUAUUAUGCCAGAUGUUCAUAAAUUACGAGAAUUUUUCGAACAGUGUGCUGAAAUCUCUAAAAUGGAUGCAAAUCGACCAAUUAUUAUGCGAAAUGCUAUACACGCACGUCGUUCGUUGAGACGUAGCAAAACACGUGUACGUGGUUCAUUCCGACGUAAAUUAGCACCACUUAAUACAUUGCAAUCACUAACAACAACUGAAUGUAGUGUUGCUGAAGUGACAAAUUCGGAAGAACCAAUAGCAAAAAUUGAACCAAAUAGUUUAAUGCAUUUAUAA
Messenger RNA from Brugia pahangi, 1758 nucleotides. Lineage: Eukaryota; Metazoa; Nematoda; Chromadorea; Rhabditida; Onchocercidae. The record is from the annotation of a GenBank genome assembly.